AUGAGCCUGGCCUUGCUCAGCUCCCCACGACACAGCCAAGGCAUCACACUACGUCUGAGAACACGCAGACGACUACCCAGCCAGAAGGACCAGCCGUGCCAAGGUUGGAGGCGGCUGCUGUCCCAGAAACAGUCCAGGAAGGUCGCGGUCAGUCUGGAGGACAAGCUGGCCCAGACUCAGCCCCCCGCAGCAGCGGCCCCGCCGGCGGCCCGCGCAGGACCCGGGAAGCCCCGGAGGCCCGGAAGUCGCCGCAACCUCCCGGGCUCGGGCCGCGCGGGGCCGGGGGCGGGGCCGGGGGCGGGGACGGGGGCGGAGUCGGGCUCCCGGAGCCGCCGGCGAUUGGAGGACAGGCCGCGUGCUGAUUGGCCGGCGCGGACGGGAGCCCGCCGGGGAUUGGCGGGGGCGUGUCGGGGCGGGGCCCGGGGCGGGGGCCGGGGCGGGGCGGCCAGGCAGCCAGCCGGCGCGGCGGGCGGAGGACGCGGGCAGCUCGGCCUGCGGGCGGCGCGGAGGCUGUUCCCGCAGCGGCUCCGGGGCUGGGCGCCCGCCGCCCGGCCGCAGCUCGUCUCCUCCGGCCCCGCGCUCCGGCCGGGGCCCCGGGGCGGGGGGUGCGGGCCAGGGGCGGGGGUCCCGGCGGGUGUGGGCCCGCGCCAUGCAGGGCGGGCUGCGGGGCGCGGCGAUGGGCGGCGGGGCGGCGGUGAGAGGCGGGCAGCGCCCCGGGGGCCCCCGCCCCCCGCGCCCCCAUGCGGCUCCCCCCGCGGCCGCUGCUGCUCCUGCUGCUCCUGCCGCCGCCGCUGCUGCUCCGGGCGGGGGGCCCAGCAAGGUGACGGAUGCGGACACACGGUGCUGGGCCCUGAGAGCGGGACGCUGUCUUCUAUCAACUACCCGCACAGCUACCCCAGCAGCACUGUCUGCGAGUGGGAGAUCCGGGUGAAGACGGGGGAGAGGAUACAGAUCAAAUUUGGGGACUUCGACAUUGAAGAUGCCGACGCCUGUCACUUUAAUUACCUGCGGAUUUAUAACGGAAUCGGGAUCGGCAGAACUGAAAUAGGUAAAUACUGCGGUCUGGGACUGCAAAUGAACCAUUCCAUUGAGUCGACAAGUAAUGAGAUCACAGUGCUGUUCAUGAGCGGAGUUCACGUUUCUGGAAGAGGAUUUUUGGCUUCCUACUCAGUUGUAGAUAAACAAGAUUUAAUUACUUGUUUGGACACUGCAUCAAGUUUUUUGGAGCCUGAGUUCAGCAAGUACUGCCCGGCCGGCUGUCUGCUUCCCUUUGCCGAGAUAUCUGGAACCAUCCCUCAUGGAUAUCGAGACUCGUCACCGCUGUGCGUGGCUGGCGUGCACGCAGGAGUGGUGUCCGGCGCCCUGGGCGGCCACAUCAGUGUCGUCAUCAGCAAAGGGAUCCCCUACUACGAAAGCUCGCUGGCCAACAACGUCUCCUCAGUGGUGGGACACUUAUCUACAAGUCUUUUCACAUUUAAGACAAGUGGUUGCUACGGCACGCUGGGCAUGGAGUCAGGCGUGAUCGCUGACCCGCAGAUCACAGCGUCGUCGUCGCUAGAGUGGACGGACCACACGGGGCGCGAGAACAGCUGGAAGCCAGCAAAGGCCAGGCUCAAGAGACCCGGGCCUCCGUGGGCCGCGUUUGCCACUGAUGAGUACCAGUGGCUGCAAGUAGAUCUGAACAGAGAAAAGAAGAUCACAGGCAUUGUGACCACAGGCUCCACCAUGGUAGAACAUAAUUACUAUGUGUCAGCCUUUAGGGUCUUAUACAGUGACGACGGGCACAGAUGGAGCACGUACAGAGAGCCUGGCGUGGAGCAGGACAAGAUAUUUCAAGGCAACAGAGAUUAUCACCAGGAUGUGCGGAAUAACUUUCUGCCACCCAUCAUUGCUCGUUUCGUUCGAGUGAAUCCUAUCCGAUGGCAGCAGAAAAUCGCCAUGAAGAUGGAGCUACUGGGGUGCCAGUUCCUCCCUAAAGGCCGGCCUGCGCCUCGGAACAGCAAUGACCUCAGAAACACGACAGCCCCUCCUAAAGUAGCCAGAGGUCGUGCUCCAAAACUCUCUCAACCACUACAACCUCGGAGUCGGAAUGAAUUUCCUGCACGUACAGAACAGACAACUGCCACUCCAGAUAUUAAAAAUACUACCAUAACUCCAAACAUAACCAAAGAGGUAGCCUUGGCUGCGGUCCUGGUGCCCGUGCUGGCCAUGGUUGUCACCACUCUCCUCCUCAUACUGGUGUGCGGCUGGCACUGGAAAAACAGAAAGAAAAAAACUGAAGGUACCUAUGAUCUACCUUACUGGGACCGGGCAGGCUGGUGGAAAGGGAUGAAACAGUUUCUCCCGGCCAAGUCAGUGGAGCAGGAAGAGGCCCCUGUCCGCUACAGCAGCAGUGAAGUGGUCCACCUGAGUCCCAGGGAGGUGGCCACGGUGCUGCAGGCGGACUCAGCAGAGUACGCUCAGCCCGUCGGGGGAGCAGGCGGCGUGGGCACCUUCCAGCGCUCCACCUUCAAGCCCGAAGAAGGCAGAGAGGCGGGCCGCGCCGCCCGGGACCCCUACAGCUGCCCGGGCCGGGGGCCCCACCAUGCCUACGCCCGGCCGCUGCCCCGCGCGGGCCCCGAGUACGCCACCCCCAUCGUCCUGGCCGUGUGCGGCCGCCCCGCCGCCUUCAGGGCCGCGGGGAGCCUGCCCUGCGACGCCCUCCUUGCCGGGAGCGAGAGCCCAGCCUCCGCCCGGGCCCGGUACGACACCCCGAAGGGGAGCAGGCAGGGCCCGGCCGGCGCCGACGAGUCCGGGUACCAGGUGCCGCAGAGUGCGCAGGACGCGGUGGCCGCGGGCCAACUCUGAACGGGCCCUGGGGUCGUGCUGCCUCCUGCCGAGGGUCAGGGCAAAGCACCCGGCUCUGUUUUCCUCCCUUUCUGCACUCAUCACAGUCAGACGACAGAAGGCCGCAGGUGUGCGGGGUGAUGUCUGAGGCCCGGGGACUCCCGCCUCUUGCCGUUCUGCUCUUCAGAAUGCUGCUGCGGUACAGUGACCGCUUGCCUGUUAGAUCCUGAGCAUCCUGUCUGCGACUCCUGGAAGAUGUCAUUCUUAAUACAGAAGGAAACAGAACCAAAGAAGCUCCAGGCUGUGCACUUGACGGAAACCGAGUCACCGAGAAGCCCUGUUUAGUCCCCGGUGCCGCUGCCGCAUGUCCGAUGGCCUGAGAUCCUGCUCCUGGUGACCGGGGGGCGCUCGGUCCCAAUGUCCGAUGGCCUGAGAUCCUGCUCCUUGUGACCGGGGGGCGCUCAGUCCCGACAGACACCCCGCCACUGCCCCCGAGAAAGCGGGGCACCGGAAAGUGAUGAUGAGUGAGAGCCACCGCUUUGGCCGCAGUCAGCAGCUGGGAGCCGAGGCUUCGCCCACCCUGUGCUCCUGGCCCCCCGCGGCCGGCGCCACUCUGGGCUUUGUGUUCGCUGCUCCUUAGUUUCUUCCCGGCGGGCGCCCCCUGCUUCACUGACAUGCGAGUUCAGCCCUCCGCCUAUGCUUCUGUCAGGGAGAGCCGCUUGCUCCCCCAGUCCCCGUUUCAUGGGCACUGGGGACCUUCCCAGCGGAGAGCUUCUCAGUGAACAGCGUGACGUGGUGACCCACUGACACCUGUCACAGCAGAAUGCAAAGCCAGUGCUCAGAAGUUAGACAUUUACUUCAG
Messenger RNA from Erinaceus europaeus (western European hedgehog), 3688 nucleotides. It is a transcript of the gene DCBLD2, whose product is annotated as discoidin, CUB and LCCL domain containing 2. The transcript is spliced from 18 exons. Bases 1 to 2847 code for a protein of 948 amino acids. NCBI's taxonomy places the organism in Eukaryota, Metazoa, Chordata, Mammalia, Eulipotyphla, Erinaceidae. The record is from RefSeq and is a predicted model, not a curated record.